Messenger RNA from Nilaparvata lugens (brown planthopper), 1585 nucleotides. Its product is annotated as DDB1- and CUL4-associated factor 13-like. Lineage: Eukaryota; Metazoa; Arthropoda; Insecta; Hemiptera; Delphacidae. Gene Ontology annotation, cellular component: small-subunit processome; nucleolus. Gene Ontology annotation, biological process: maturation of SSU-rRNA from tricistronic rRNA transcript (SSU-rRNA, 5.8S rRNA, LSU-rRNA). Gene Ontology annotation, molecular function: protein binding. The record is from RefSeq and is a predicted model, not a curated record.
AUAUAAUGGGGCGUGUCUAUUCUUUAACUGAUCUAUGCUUUUCAACGAUUUCAUAACCUCAAAUCACUCUCAUGUAACUCAUGUUACGACUUAGACAUGUCACACUUGACAAUAAAUACAAUGCAAAGUAUUGCUUGAACCUUCUUUCUUACAAUUUGCAAAAAGUCGCCACUGAGAAUUUUUCUUUCUGUUUUUCUGUUAUUUAAUUGAACUUAUGCCAGUGUGAGAAUUAUAAAAUGAAGGUUAAAGUAAUUUCUCGCAACCCAGAUCAUUACUUGAGAGAAACCAGAAAAGAUCUCCAUCGAGUUCCGAGAAACUAUGAUCCCAACUUACAUCCGUUUGAAGCCAACAGAGAAUACGUCAGAGCCCUGAAUGCUGUGAAGUUGGAACGGGUCUUCGCCAAACCAUUCGUUGGUAACUUGGAUGGUCAUAGGGACGGAGUAUCCUGCAUUGGGAAACACCCUAAGUCUUUAUCUAUACUUGGUAGUGGAUCCUAUGAUGGAGAAGUACGUAUAUGGAAUCUGUCUCAAAGAAGUUGUCAGAAACAAUUGAAGGGACAUGAAGGAUACGUAAGAGGUCUAUCUUUUAAUUGUGAUGGAAGUAAUCUUAUCACAGUAGGUGACGAUAAAACUGUUAAAUUCUGGAAUACCAGCGCUACAGCUUCAAAAGAUGAAUCUCCUGUCAACACUGUUAUCAGCAAGACAUCUAUAACAGGGAUUACUCAUCAUGUUAGUGAUCCGAAGUAUGCAACUUGUGGAGAGGUGUGCCAGUUAUGGGAGGAGUCUCGAAGUGAGCCAAUAAGAAGCUUUCGCUGGGGAUUCGAUUCGGUUCAUAACAUAGCCUUCAAUCCUAUUGAGUCAAAUGUUCUUGGUACAUGUGGUAACGAUCGUAGUAUUGUGAUUUAUGACAUAAGGAAGACUGGACCUGUUAGGAAAGUGGUUAUGACUAUGAAAUGCAAUCAGUUGUGCUGGAAUCCAAUGGAAGCGUUCAUAUUCACAUGUGCCAGUGAAGACUUCAACUUGUACACUUACGAUUCACGAUAUCUGAGAUCACCGAUGAUUGUGCAUAAAGACCAUGUAUCGGCUGUCACUUCGAUUGAUUAUGCUCCCACUGGCCGUCAAUUCGUUUCUGGAAGCUAUGAUAAAUCAAUCCGAAUGUAUAAUAAUGAUAAGGUUCAUUCUCAUGAAAUCUAUCAUACAAAACGUAUGCAGCAUGUAACCUUCGUCCAAUGGUCUUUGGAUAAUAAGUAUAUUAUUAGCGCUUCUGACGAAAUGAACAUUCGAAUUUGGAAAGCAAAGGCUUCUGAAAAACUUGGCGUGCUCAAUCGCAGAGAAAGAGCAGCUCUUGAAUAUAAUGAAGCUUUGAAAGAAUAUGAAAAUCACCCUCAAAUCAGAAGAAUUGCUAGACACAGACAAAUUCCCGGCCAUAUUCACAAAGCUCAGAAUGAGAUGCAAAUACAGAAGCAGAAGACGCUGAGAAAGGAAGUGAACAGACGACAACAUUCAAAACCGGGAACAGUGCCUUUUGUACCAGACAAGCAUGCCAGUGUGAUCGAAGAGCAAGAAUAAAUAUCCUGAAUGAUGAA